AAACACUUGUGGACUCGCGCUUUCAGACAAAGCUGUGGUCACGUUGCAUGAAUUAGCCCAGUCUGAAGACGAUCGCUUGGCGAUUAGAUCGAAAACAUUUUCUUAGAAGUGAGAGGUAAUGAGACCCGUUGUUGUCAUCAUCCUAGUGAUCGCCCUCGCUAUUCAGCUUUUCGAAGAGGCCCUCUCUAAAAUAGCAAGACCAAAAUUGAAAAAGAUAAGAGUGAAAAAGCCGAGGAUCUCAAAAUCCAAGUCUAAAAUGACACACAUUAAGCACUCGUCCAAUCCAAAAACUAAAAUAAAGGCCCCAAAGAAAAAAGGACAUGGAGGUCUUGGCGGACUUUAUGUAACGCAAAUGGCAACUGAUUCGAUAGCUGCACUGGGCAAUACGGGUGCUGGCAUAACAGGAGUGGUACUGCAAAGUCAGGCUGGCAAAAAUGAUAAUAAGGUUGCCACCGAAGGUGAACAGGUCGAGAGGAAAAUAACGAAAGUGAACAGUGAACCGCAAAAAAAG
Rhipicephalus microplus (southern cattle tick) is the source of this 511-nucleotide messenger RNA. RefSeq lists its product as uncharacterized. The record is from RefSeq and is a predicted model, not a curated record. Lineage: Eukaryota; Metazoa; Arthropoda; Arachnida; Ixodida; Ixodidae.